AUGGCAGAGUGGUGCACCAGGAAGAAAUACACUGAUGGACACAGAGUCACCCCCGAAAAGUAUGUUACCUAUAUAAGAGAGCUCACGGCACGGGACGAGUACUACGACAAGGAAAAUCCUCACCUCUGCAUCAAGCCCUUCAUUGCACAUAUCCACAUCCACAGAGGAGCCAAUGCCCACCGUGCUUCCAAGGGGACAGUUCUGGAGGCUCUGAAAGCCAUCCGAGCACUUUACUUGGAUCAGUGCAUCGUCGAGAACGUCGAGCCGAAUGUUCAUAGGGAUCUGGCAAAAACUUCGAUCGAUGUCAUCAUGAGCAACUAUGAAAAGCUGUUGAAAGAAUGUCCUGGUCUGCCGCGCAUUAUUACCCCUGAUGGACAAGUUUUACAGCGGGAGAAAGAGCACCAGCAGAAUGAGAACCAGGAAGUUGUUCAACAGAAGCCUGAGAACUUGGAGGCCUAUAGUCAGGAGAAUGAGCAUCAGGGAGUUCUCCGUUAUGAUACCCCGCGGGAGGAUGUGCAGCCAGAGGAUGUGCAGCAGGAAGAUGUGCGGCAGGGAGAUGUAGAGGUGGAGGAUGUCCAGGAGGGGGAUGUACAAGAGGAGGAUGUACAAGAGGAGAAUGUUCAAGAGGAAACUAUCCAGAAGAUGAAUCCCCAGGUCAGCGGCAGAAACAAGGAACCGUCCAUAAUCCAGCUCAAAAUGGUCAUGAAAUCCCUUUGGAACCCUCAGACUAAACUAUCUUCGCGGGGACACUCGUGGAUGAUUGCGCAUCGAGAACGGUUACGUCUGGCAUUCGGCUACUUUGAGACCGACUCUCGAAAUGACUUUGCGACCCUCUCACCACCACAACUCCACCACCUGCAAAUACGGCCAGAGGACAAAGACCAGAUACCAACGCAGGGAGUCGCAGUGACGCUUCAUUCCAGGAAGCGAUAUGGCGACCCUUCGCGGUACUCGAUUUUCCUGCGGGAAGAAGAUGUGCAGGUCUGCCCUAUUGGCGCGCUCGCCUUCUUUCUCCUUGGCAAAUGGACGGAGAAAAAGUCGUUCCCAAACUUUGGCAGUGACAACUGGGCGACUGAACCUAUCGAGUUUUUGAAAGAUGCACCAAAGGCAGGAGAGAAUACCAGGCAAGUGACGACACCAGACAUCUCGGAACAGGAUGGAGGCGCGAAUUCGGCAGCACUAUUCGCAAAGGUCAUUGAAGCCAACACAGAAGAACGACCCUACAGCUCCUUCUUCAGUCUCCUAAACCCAUCACCCACUCGAUACCAAAACAGCACCAAGGUAGCCACUCCCGCUAUCCUAACAACAACCCUUCCCCAACCAUCCGUCUUUCACCUCCCACGGAGCAGACUCCUUUUGCCCCCGGACCUCCAACGACAACUGUUCCCCUUUAUAGAGGACUUUUAUGAUGAUAGUGCGGAUUGGAAGAUGUGGGUGGAGAAUAUUAUGAUGGAUCGACCAGAUGCCACGGAUCGGCUGCCGAACAAGGAUAAGGAUGUCAAGUAUGUUAAUUUGGAUUUUCCGAAGAUUCGGUAUUUGUUGUUUGUGGCGGGGUUGAGGAAGGUUGUUUUGCAGGACUUUGCGGCGAUGAUGGCUUGUGAGCCGGAGGAGGAUGGGGAGAGGAAGACCGGGUUUGACCAUACGUUUGCAGUUAAGCACCCCGUCUUGUCCUCGUCGGCUUUUAGGGAAUUUGCGGCGCAGCUUCAGGAGGCGAUGGUUGCUGAUGCGGUGGUGGAGGCGAGGGUGCCUACGAAAGCUCAAGAGUUGGCGGAAGAUGAGGAGGUUCAAAGUUUCGAGGUUCAGGAGACCGUCCAAGCGUCAACGAAAACAACAACGCAAACUGAAACAACCACUACCACUCGUCCAGUCACCAGGAAGGGCAAAGAGAAUCAAAGUAGAGUUUCGACUUUGGAUCUGACGGCUUCUUCGACGGACGUUGUACAAGUGCCUGUCGCCACAGGGUCUCAUAAUCUGCAUAAUGGGACGGACAGUCUUCUAGAGGUUAUUCAAGAACUGUGUGCGAGGGUGGCGUCUCUGGAACAGAUGGAGAAGCAGGAGUCUGAAUUCGCUACACCAGCGUCUGCAACAACGCUCCUGGCUGACACCCUCUCGCGGGACAAGGACACCAGCAUGGAUAUGGACUCGAAUAUGGAUGUUAACAUGGAUGAGGAUGCUGCCAACGGUGCCCUCAGAAACAACGACACUAGCCAUAGCAAGGAUAAUGACGUUGAUCGACUUCGCCGAGAGAACCAAAGUCUCCGCAACAAGUUGGCGGCACUGGAGCGUGUCAACCUGGAAUUGGCUGAAGAGAACCAGCGGCAGUCGUCAUUGUCCUGUACGCCCGAGCCACAUGUACUCUCGAUACCACCCGCAGUCUCUGCAACCCCGUCACGAGUUGUCUCUCGGGCUUCCUACGAACUCGGUCGUGCCCCCAACGGUCGUCUCGGCAGGAGAAAGAACGACAGCAACAUUGUCAGUGCAACUUGCUCUACACCCAAAACAGUCAUCCAGGGUGACCACACCACUACCACCAUCGCAGCCGCCUCCAUAGCUCCAAUCAACACCCAUAACAACAACCACACCGACAUCAAGGAGAGGCACAGGAGCCACAGCGCCACUAGCACAAGCACUUGCGAAACCUCAAUGCUCCGCCAAGAAGUCCAAGAUCUCAGAAGCCAAUUAGCCUCCCUUGAACAAGAAGAACAAGGCGCCCUCAACUAUGCCGCAGUAGCAAUCGAAUCGGUCGAGUUCCUGGACAACAAAAUCCUUCAGAUAGAACAGUCGAUGCAUGGACUCUGGACUAUGAUUGCCAGGAACGAGGCGACCAAGUUUGCGUCUGCAGGAUCUGGGGGGCCGAGGUCGCCUGCGAUGGGGAUGGCGGCGGCGCCACCUCCUCCGCUUUCGCCUUUACACCAGCAGCAUCAGCAACGGCAGUAUCAAGAUCCGUCUGGUCGCGCGAGUGUGGAGGCGAGACUACGUGUUGAUACUUUGCCGCUGCGGGGCAGGGUGGUUUCCUCUGCGGUUGCUGCCUCUGCGGCUUCUGGAUCAGGCGCGUCCAUGGCAAAAUGA
This is a messenger RNA of Linnemannia hyalina, 3069 nucleotides long. The record is from the annotation of a GenBank genome assembly. NCBI's taxonomy places the organism in Eukaryota, Fungi, Mortierellomycota, Mortierellomycetes, Mortierellales, Mortierellaceae.